AUGUCUGAGCAGAUCUCUGUGUAUGAUCAGAUUGAAAUCGAGGAUUUUACUUUUGAUCCGGAUCUCCAGGUCUUUUCAUAUCCAUGCCCAUGCGGAGAUAGAUUUCAAAUAUCCCUUGGAGACAUGGAGGACGGUGAAAAUAUAGCCGUAUGUCCAUCAUGCUCGUUAAUGGUUGAGGUAAUCUUUGAAAAAGAGGAUUUAGGAGAAUAUAUAGACGAGGUGGCUUAA
Brettanomyces nanus is the source of this 228-nucleotide messenger RNA. It is a transcript of the gene DPH3, whose product is annotated as Diphthamide biosynthesis protein 3. Gene Ontology annotation, biological process: protein histidyl modification to diphthamide. The record is from RefSeq and is a predicted model, not a curated record. Gene Ontology annotation, molecular function: metal ion binding. Bases 1 to 228 code for a protein of 75 amino acids. NCBI's taxonomy places the organism in Eukaryota, Fungi, Ascomycota, Pichiomycetes, Pichiales, Pichiaceae. The transcript has a single exon.